Messenger RNA from Miscanthus lutarioriparius, 801 nucleotides. NCBI's taxonomy places the organism in Eukaryota, Viridiplantae, Streptophyta, Magnoliopsida, Poales, Poaceae. The record is from the annotation of a GenBank genome assembly.
AUGUGGGCGGCGGUGCCGGCGGUUCCCCCGCCGGCGAUGGAGCCUCUGGUGGCGGGGUUCAAGCCGGCGCGGCCGUCGUGGAAGCGGUCGGCGCGGACGCCCUGGAAGCGCAAGGCCCAGCCGCCGGCGUCGUCGGUCGGCACGAGGUGGGGCGGCGCGGCGGCCCCGCGCAACACGACGUCGUUCCUGAUCCGUGCGAAGCGGGCGGGGGGCGUGGCGUCGCUGGUGUCCCCGUACCCCGUGACGCCAGCGGUGCUCCCGACGCCCGUGCUGUCGCCGGCGCGGGAGGUGCUGGUGGAGAUGGCCAAGGAGGCGUGGGGCGUGGACGGGUACGGGUCCAUGAAGGGCCUCAUCCGCCUCCGCGCCGACGCCGGGGACGCCGCCGGCGACGACUCGGGCUCCGGCGAGAGCGACGUGGAGGAACACGUCGAGGUGGAGCGCCGCCUGGACCACGAUCUCAGCCGCUUCGAGAUGGUCCACCUCCCGGCCGCGGCCGCGGCCGCCCUGGGCGGCGGCGGGGAGGAGGACGAGGAGGCGCGCGCCGCGAGGCUGGAGGAGGAGAACCUGACCCUGCGCGAGCGCCUCUUCCUGAUGGAGCGCGACAUGGACGACCUCCGCCGCCGGCUCCUGGCCGUCGAGGAGCUCUGCCGGGACCGCCACAGCGACGGCUGCGUGGUGGACGCCGCCACCGCCGCCGCCGACGAGGCAGUGCUCUCUGAGAGCGCGGCCGCCGUCGCAUCCCCCGGCGCCGGCGCCGGCGAGGAGGCGGACACGGUGGACGCCAUGGCCAUGGAGAAGUGA